AUGCACAUACUAGACACGCAGACCACGCUCGCGUGGGAUAAAAUCCGCAUUGUUGGCGCCUACACAACAAAGAAAGACCUCCACUUCCGUGAGGCUGGACACGUGGAAGGAGCGCGCAUCAGUAGGCACGUGGAAUUAGAUGCCGAAUGCGGAGGUUGGUAUGGUGGAGCGGAUCCGAACACAGCCCAUCCCGAUUGGGUAGUGGAACGUGAUGGGCGGGUAUUGGCGCAAGUGUUAGCCAGUGAAACAACGUUUUGUCGGGCCAUGGGUAAGGUGACAACUGAGUUCGUACGUUGCCCAUGAGUCCGACGUCAACCUGGUGAGCCAGUUUAGAAACACUGUGGUUUGCCUGCUACUGCCCUUUCUUUCGUUGACAACUUGAACUAUUGCUUAGUACUUUUCCUGCUACCUGGAUCAGUGCUUUUGUUGGUUAUAAUCCUAGUCAUUUGCUGUGUGGACCAAGGGGUGUGGAGUGGAACUUAAAGGUCCGGGCUCGACCGUGCAAUCCACUUACGCCCUCACCUGCUUCCGGUCUUCUUGACUCUGUCUUGACAGCGGGUCCAGGUGGGGGAGGAGGGAAGGGUGCGGUAGAUGUUGUGCAAGUCUAUUAUCACUACAAACUAAUUCACGUGCAAGUCACCGUAAAUACUUCACAGUGCUGUGUGGCACACGGUGGACAUCGUCGGAAACGACGGUCGAACUGCCGAGCGAUGUUUGUAAGUCGAGUACGUGCAGCAUACAGGAGGCCUGCAAUAGUCAUCUGAGGCCAGCAUUGGCCAUUUCGAAGGCAAUCAGUAGAAGAAUUCGCCUUUAUCAGUAACGACAUGGCAACACCAACGGCGGCCGUGUGACGAGGUACCGCCUAAGCACUGAUCGUGCACAGAUCGCAACAGCAAUCACGUCAAGUAGCUAAUAGCAGGAGAAGACCGAAGGUAGGCUCAAGGACACGAAAAAUCUGAGCGAAAUUUGCUGCAUUGGCAUGUUUACUUCCCGCAUGGACGCCUGUGACCAUCUGAAUGCGCGAAUGCACGCAUGCUUAAGUUUGUCCAACUGUAAACCUGGCGCGUCUUGAGUGAAUGGCCUUGGCGCAGCGGGGGUCGGAACAUAGGAACCAGGCCUGAUGCUGCUGCUGCUGCUGCUGCUGCUGCUGCUGAUGAUGAUGAUGAUGAUGAUGAUGAUGAGGAGGAGGAGGAGGAGGAUGAGGAUGAUGAUGAGGAGGAGGAGGAUGAUGAUGAUGAUGAUGACGACGACGACGAUUCUGAUUGGCUGGAUAAAAAAUGGAAGAAGCCGUGUUAA
Spirometra erinaceieuropaei is the source of this 1296-nucleotide messenger RNA. Lineage: Eukaryota; Metazoa; Platyhelminthes; Cestoda; Diphyllobothriidea; Diphyllobothriidae. The record is from the annotation of a GenBank genome assembly.